AUAUAAAGAAUAUGAAAAAGUAGCGACUUGCCACCUAUUUGUCGUACAAAAUUGUGCAUCCUGUUAAUUUUGUGUGAAAGAUUUUUGUGCUUAUUGUUUAAAUUCUGUGGUUUUGAUCGACACUCCAAGCAAGUCGCUUUUUUUUCUGAAGGCUAAAUUUUCUUUGUUGUGUUUGAGUCACGUCAUUAUGAAAGCGAAAUUUAAAUGAUGAUAUUACGUUUGUGUACAUAUUCUGAGAAAGGAAUUCUGGUGUAUCAAGUUUUUAAAUAUUUUAUCUUACAGAAGGUGUAAUAUAUAUGCUUAAAAAAGCAAAUUUAGGUGGUGAUUACUGCAUAAAAUCUUUGGAUUUUGAUGAAGAUGUAGCUAGUGACCAUGAUUUUGAGUCACCCAGCUGCAUUAAAGAGUUUGAAGAGGAGGAAGAAAAUAUGGAUGAUAGCUUAUCUGAUGAUGCUGCUGCACUAGAUGAUUCAACAUAUAAUGAUGAAGAUGAUGAUGAUGAUGACUAUAAUGUUAAUACUUUUCCCGAAAAUAGAGUUCUGAAAAGGAAAUCAGAAGCAUCCAAUGACAGCAGCUUUGAAAAGAAAAUGUGUAAACAACCAGAUUUUAUUGAUGAUGAAGAUUCAAAUAGCCAAAAUGAUGUGGAAGUUUUUACACCUGAAGUGGAUAAGUGCCAGUCAGCAUUGUCUAGAAAAAUUAAAUCUACUUCAGCAGCACCUGCUCCUCCAGGAAUUGAAGCAUGGUUGGCCAAAUUUCAGGAAUGGAACAAUAUGGAUCGUCUUUCAGCACUGGAUCGAUUGAUAGAUAUAUGUGAUCCUGCUCAAGUCAGACAUAUGAUGAAUGUUAUUGAACCUCAGUUUCAAAGAGAUUUUAUUUCCCUUUUACCUAAAGAAUUGGCUUUAUAUGUUUUAUCCUUUUUGGAACCUAAAGAUUUAUUAAAAGCUGCUCAGACUUGUCGAUAUUGGAGAGUUUUAGCAGAAGAUAAUUUAUUGUGGCGAGAGAAAUGUCGUGAAGAAGGCAUCAAUGAUGUUAGAGAAGUCCUUGGAAGGCGACGGUCUCGCUGUUCUAUUAGUGCCAAUAAUACUGCCAAUUCAGGUCAAAUUAUUCCUAGCCCUUGGAAGGCAGCAUAUAUGCGUCAGCACAAUAUUGAAAUGAAUUGGCGGUGUAAUCCUAUUAAACUGCCCAAGGUUCUGAAGGGCCAUGAUGAUCAUGUGAUUACAUGUCUCCAGUUUUCUGGAAAUCGUAUUGUCAGUGGUUCUGAUGAUAAUACUCUUAAAGUAUGGUCUGCAAGCACAGGGAAGUGCUUAAGGACAUUAUCUGGUCACACUGGUGGAGUUUGGUCAUCCCAAAUGUGGCAGAAUAUCAUCAUUAGUGGUUCUACUGACAGAACUUUAAAAGUGUGGAAUGCUGAUACUGGGCAGUGUAUUCACACAUUGUAUGGUCAUACCUCAACAGUACGUUGUAUGCAUUUACAUGAAAAUAAAGUUGUCAGUGGAUCAAGGGAUGCGACUCUCAGAGUGUGGGAUGUAGAUACUGGUAAAUGUUUGCAUGUUUUAGUCGGCCAUGUUGCUGCUGUGAGAUGUGUACAAUAUAAUGGAAAACUAGUUGUUAGUGGUGCAUACGAUUAUAUGGUAAAAGUAUGGAAUCCUGAAAGAGAAGAGUGUAUCCACACACUACAAGGACAUACCAACAGAGUAUAUUCCUUACAGUUUGAUGGUGUUCAUGUGGUCAGUGGAUCUCUGGAUACUUCCAUACGUGUCUGGGAUGUUGAAACCGGAGCUUGUAAACACACCCUAAUGGGCCAUCAAUCUUUAACUUCAGGAAUGGAACUGCGGAAUAAUACUCUAGUGUCAGGUAAUGCUGACUCUACUGUAAAAGUAUGGGAUAUUAGUAGUGGCCAGUGUCUCCAAACUUUAGCUGGAGCAAAUAAACACCAAAGUGCUGUGACAAGCCUACAGUUCAAUAACAAAUUUGUGGUUACAUCCUCGGAUGAUGGCACUGUUAAAUUAUGGGACUUAAAAACAGGAGAUUUUCUGAGGAACAUUGUAGCAUUGGAAAGUGGAGGCAGCGGAGGUGUAGUGUGGAGGAUACGAGCAUCAAGUACUAAAUUAAUUUGUGCUGUUGGUAGUAGAAAUGGAACUGAAGAAACAAAACUACUUGUGUUAGAUUUUGAGUCAGACCGUUAAUUGUGUUUUUCUCCAUUCAAAAGUUUACAGAAAUCCUUUUGUGUGAUCCAAGUAGCACACAAGUAUUUCUUAUCUUUCUUUUUGUUCAAAAGGUGCUAUAUGUCACCGCUGUGUUGCAUGAAAAAAAAAAAAAAAAAAUGAAUUAAACAAGAAGUUCUUCAAGUUGAAUGAAGAAGGUUUUUAAAAAAACGAGAAGAUCAAUAUUAAGUUCACUUCAUGGAAGAUAUGAUCACAGUAAUCAUAUUUCCUUUUGUCUUCAUGUUUUUCAAAACUGAAUAAUUUCUUACAUCUGGGUUUACAAAAAAAAGUGUAGAAUAGCCACUAGUUUCCUAAAUUUUCAUGUUGCAAUAGUGUUGCUCAUUGUGCUGGACACAGUUGAAUUCUACUUUUUUCUCGUCAGAAUACUAUUUUGUCCUGCCAUAUAUUGUAAAUAAACUGCCUUUAUUUUAUAAAAUUUUUACUUUGUUUGCUUUGUCUUAUUUACUUUUUUUGUUAGGUAACAUGUAAAAAUUUAAAAGAAAAAAAAAAAAUGAGCUUAAGUCACACAUCUCUAGUCAUGAAGAAAUUUCCAUGGAUUAGUAACAUU
Messenger RNA from Argiope bruennichi, 2769 nucleotides. RefSeq names its product F-box/WD repeat-containing protein 7-like. The record is from RefSeq and is a predicted model, not a curated record. Gene Ontology annotation, cellular component: cytoplasm; nucleus. The transcript has 11 exons. Gene Ontology annotation, molecular function: ubiquitin binding. Gene Ontology annotation, biological process: proteasome-mediated ubiquitin-dependent protein catabolic process; ubiquitin recycling. The coding region runs from base 297 to 2183 and encodes 628 amino acids. NCBI's taxonomy places the organism in Eukaryota, Metazoa, Arthropoda, Arachnida, Araneae, Araneidae.